UUCCUUCGUUUUCCUUCUCUACUAUCAUAACCAUGAGCUAUUGCAGAUGUAUCAAUUAGUUCAUUAGCUAAAAGAAAGCGCUCACAAAAGAACAUGUAUCUCGAACUGGCAAAAGAGCAAGAUACUCAGGCUCACGCCUGCCGGAGGAUAUUUGGCAACUUAUCUGCUCCUUUCUGCCACUGAAAGAUGCUGCGCGUGCUGCUUGUGUGUCACACGCCUUUCAAUCUGGGUGGAGCUGCCAUCCCAGCCUAACCUUUAGUAGAGAAACAAUGGGCUUCAGUGAAAAUACACGUAGACAGGGUAAAGUAACAAGACAUUACAACAGCAGAGUUGGCAAUAUUCUGCAAAAACACUCAGGCGUUGGUGUGAAGACACUCAAUCUUGAAUUCUACGGUCCUUAUAAUGCCAACACCAGCUAUUGUCUUGAUAGUUGGCUCCAGAUUGCUGUUACACCAGGCAUAGAAGAACUCACCCUUCUACUGUCUUCAAAUAUCGUCGAGCUUCCAAAUUUGGACAGUGACCAGUUUUCAUACAAGGCAAACUACAAUUUCCCAUGCACAAUUUUAUCUGAUGGGAUUAGACACUCUAUUCGUGAGCUGGACAUUGUAGGUUGUGCCUUCCGCCCUACCGAAGGAAUUGGUCGCAUGGGAAACCUGAAGAUUUUGUCUCUGUGUUUUGUGCAUAUUACGGGGGAUGAGUUGGGGUUCCUUCUUUCCAACUCUUUUGCUUUGGAGCUAUUGGAACUCAGCUGUUGCAGUGAGAUAAUUUUCAUUAAGAUACCUUCCCUGCAGCGCCUCAGCUCCCUGAAGGUGUCCCAAUGUUGCAUGCUGCAAGUGAUAGAAAGCAAAGCUCUGAAUGUCUCCAGUUUUGACUUUGAUGGGGAACAAGUACAAUUAUUUCUUGGAGAAGCAUUGCAAGUGAAGAAAAUAGACAUAUCACAUUCCGGUGUUCUUCUUUAUGCUCGCACCAUGCUCCCGUCCAGUACGCCAAAUCUUGAAACUCUUAUCAUACAUUCGAUUGGUGAGAUGGUCAGUAUACCAAUGCUACCAAGCAAAUUCCUCCACCUCAAAUGUUUAAAUAUUGCUGUAACUGGAUGGUCCUUUUCUCCGGCUUCUGAUCUUUUGUCGCUCGUUUCUUUUCUUGACGCCUCUCCUUGCUUGGAGACUUUCGAUCUACAAGCACCAAUGAGACGCCAGAACCAUGACUUGGUUUUUGAAGACCCCUCACAUUUGGGGCAGUUUCCAGGACACUGCUAUGAGAAUCUUAGGUUUGUGAAGAUCACUAGUUUCUGCUCCGCGAACCCCUUGAUUAAGUUCGCACGCCAUAUUCUCCAGCAUACAACAUCGCUUGAGUGCCUUACACUGGACAUAACUGCUGGUGGUUUAAGGUGCUCUGAUGACAAAGUUGGUGAAUGUGACGUAAGCAAGGGUACUCUUGUGGAAGCUCCUAAAGCACUCGUGGCUAUCCGAACUUAUAUUGAGGGGAGAGUCCCUUCCACAGUGAAGUUAAAUGUCUUGGAGCCUUGCAACAGGUGCAGUGUUGUUGACGCUUAAGUCUCAAGCUAUCGUGAUUACCGAGUGUAACUUUUCAUGGCUGCGUGCUUUUUAAUUCUUUUAUUAAUACGGAAACCAUAGCCACUUUUUAUUAGACUAUUAAUGUUGAU
Messenger RNA from Lolium perenne, 1663 nucleotides. RefSeq lists its product as uncharacterized. The record is from RefSeq and is a predicted model, not a curated record. Lineage: Eukaryota; Viridiplantae; Streptophyta; Magnoliopsida; Poales; Poaceae.